Messenger RNA from Rosa chinensis, 3114 nucleotides. RefSeq lists its product as uncharacterized. Gene Ontology annotation, molecular function: aspartic-type endopeptidase activity. Lineage: Eukaryota; Viridiplantae; Streptophyta; Magnoliopsida; Rosales; Rosaceae. The transcript has 2 exons. The record is from RefSeq and is a predicted model, not a curated record. The coding region runs from base 1 to 3114 and encodes 1037 amino acids. Gene Ontology annotation, biological process: proteolysis.
AUGCCGCCACGACCCGAUCCUAGAAUGGCAGCAGUGCUAAGGGCAUUCGAAGUCCUAGGCAAUGCCCCGGAACAGACCCCAGAGGAACUUGAAAGAUAUAGGGUGACGCAAUGCUUGGAGCAGUUCACCAAGCUUAAACCACCUCAGUUCAACAGAAUCGGUGAAGCCUGCGAGGCUGAAAACUGGUUGAGGCAAAUCUUGAAGAUCUUGGAUAUCUUACGGACACCGGAGCAGUACCGUGUGUCCCUAGCUGUACACCAGCUUGUCGGGGAGGCUGACAACUGGUGGGAUACCGUCCGUAGCCUACGGACUGUCGCUGACCUAACUUGGGUAGAGUUCGAGCAACUCUUCCUAGAGCGGUUCUUUCCACCUGUCCUGAAGGCACAAAAGAUCAGUGAGUUCUUUGCUCUGACCCAAGGAAACAAGACCACUCACGAGUAUGUUGUGGCCUUCACACGACUACUUAAGUACGUGCCAGCAAUCGCCAAAGACGAUCAGAUGAAGAAACAGAGGUUCAUGGCGGGACUCCAAGACUCGAUUCUACUCGAGUUACGCUCGGACACUACCUUGAGCUAUAGUGAGUCCGUAGCUGCCGCCUACGCCAUCGAGGCUGAUGAAGCUGCAUACCCAAGACGUGGGGAUGGUCAGGGAAGCUCUCACCCACAGAAGAAUCGUUGGGUGCACCGAAGGAAGCUCCAAGGAGGAAACUCCCAAGGAUAUGCCAGUUCCAGCAGUAGCAGUGGAUCUUCAGGAAGACGGGGCCCUGCACCCUACACUUGUUUUGCUUGUGGCCAACCUAGACACACCAAGGUUCGCUGCCCGUUUGUUAACAACUCACAAGGAGCGUCUUCUGGCUCGGGAUUCCAGAAUCUGAGGCCAGCUCAGUCACUAUCGACUCAGAUAUCGCCAGCACCCUACCGACCACCGAACCCUACUCUGCAACAGUACCGACCACCUCAGCCGUUAGCAGUGAUGUACGAUCAACAGAUUACUGCACCUCGACCUGUCAACCAGGCAAACCAAGGAAGAAACCGUGGAGGACGUAGCCAGGGAGGACGUAGACAACUGUAUGCAAUCAUCGGUGGAGAGACUACUGAGGCUUCUGGCUCUGGCACCGCACUAGCUGGUACGAUACUCAUCUCUAACUCUGAACCCAGAGUUUUGCUUGACACUGGUGCAUCACAUUCAUUCAUCACUACAUGGCUAGCUGAGUCACUAGGACUAGAACCAACACCACUAGACGGAGUUUUCGCCUUUAAUACCCCGCUUGGUGUGGGCACUGGUGUAGACAAAGCCUAUAGGAAGUGCCAAGUUGUUAUUGCUGGUAGGAAGCUGCAAGCCGAUCUCUAUCCUAUCGAAUUGUAUGACUUUGAUCUAAUUCUCGGGAUGGACUGGCUGAGUAAGUACAAAGCACUCAUCGAUUGUGAUCGACGCGCCAUACGAAUCACUCCACCAAGCAACGAGACCUUCGAAAUAAAAGUGGCAAAACCCCUCUUACCUCCUAGUUCACUACUGAAGGCUUGUUUUCGAGGGAGGAGAACGCUUUCUUGUUACAGCAUCAUCGCUGCAGGGGAAAAGGCAAACAUGAAGACCAACUACUACGUACCGAUUGUAGACGAGUACCCCGACAUAUUCCCGGAGGAGCUACCAAGAUUACCCCCGCAUCGUGAAGUGGAAUUUCGUAUUGACCUAGUUCCCGGUAUGGAGCCGAUCUCGAUAUCACCGUAUCGGAUGGCACCAGCCGAGAUGAGCGAACUGAAGUUACAACUAGAGGAUCUAGAAAGCAAGGGAUUCAUCCGAAAGAGUUCGUCGCCAUGGGGAGCUUCUGUCUUGUUCGCUAAGAAGCCUGAUGGAAUUCUACGUUUAUGCGUAGAUUAUCGACGAUUGAACCAAGUAACGAUCAAGAACAAGUAUCCACUACCAAGGAUAGACAAGUUGUUUGACCAACUUGCGGGAGCGAUGUUCUUCUCUAAGAUCGACCUUCGAUCAGGGUAUCACCAGUUGCGAGUGCGUGAAGAGGACAUACCGAAUACAGCUUUCCGAACGCGCUAUGGGCACUUCGAGUUUGUUAUCAUGCCUUUUGGGCUGACCAACGCCCCAGCCGCAUUCAUGGAUCUAAUGAACCGAGUGUUUCGACUCUACUUGGAUCAGUUCGUGAUUGUCUUUAUCGACGACAUCCUCAUCUACUCCAAGACACAAGAGGAGCACGUUUAUCAUCUUCGCAUAGUUCUGCAAACACUAUCGGAUCACCAACUCUACGCUAAGAAAUCCAAGUACGACUUCUGGCUCACGGAAGUAAAGUUCCUUGGACAUGUCAUCUCUACAGCUGGACUUUCAGUGGACCCUUCCAAAGUCGAAGCUAUACUUAAUUGGGAACAACCACAGAAUGUGACCGAAAUCCACAGUUUUCUUGGACUGGCUGGUUACUACCGCCGCAUUAUCCAUGAUUUCUCUAAGAUCGCUCUACCAUUGACCAAGAUGACAAGGAAAGGCACAAAGUUCGAGUGGGACGACAAGUGUGAGAACGCUUUUGUGGAGCUUAAGACGAGGUUGACUACCGCACCUGUACUAGUUCUUCCGAACAAUGUCGACCCGUACCAAGUGUACACCGAUGCCUCGGGGAACAGACUAGGCUAUGUGCUUAUGCAAAAUGGCCAAGUUGUGGCCUAUGGCUCGAGACAGUUAAAGCCGCAUGAGAGGAACUACCCGACUCACGACUUGGAACUAGCUGCUAUCGUUUUCGCAUUGAAGAUCUGGAGGUGUUAUCUCUAUGGCACGCAAUUUGAAGUUUACUCGGAUCACAAGAGCCAGAAGUACAUCUACACUCAACGUGAUUUGAACCUACGCCAGAGAAGAUGGAUGGAGUAUCUGAAGGACUACGAGUUUAAUUUUCUCUACCAUCCUGGAAAAGUGAAUGUCGUCGCUGACGCCUUGAGCAGAAAGACGAGAAAGGAGUUUGGCUUGUAUCCCCAAAAGGGAAACCCUCAGGGGUACCUUGCGAGUUUGACUCUGAAGCCACAGUUAUUACAACUCGUGGAAGAAAGCCAGUGGAACGACCCAGAUACGCAUAUGCUCCGAGCACAGAUCUACACCGGAGAAGUCACCAACGAGUAG